This is a messenger RNA of Plasmodium gallinaceum, 567 nucleotides long. Its product is annotated as ferredoxin, putative. Bases 1 to 567 code for a protein of 188 amino acids. Gene Ontology annotation, molecular function: electron transfer activity; 2 iron, 2 sulfur cluster binding. NCBI's taxonomy places the organism in Eukaryota, Apicomplexa, Aconoidasida, Haemosporida, Plasmodiidae. Gene Ontology annotation, biological process: electron transport chain. The transcript has a single exon. The record is from RefSeq and is a predicted model, not a curated record.
AUGAAUUUAGCAAUUCUAUUUUUAAUAUUACUAUUUAGUAUAGAAUAUAGUAAUACAUAUAAGUUAAAUAAUAACAAAAUAUCUUUUAAUUAUAUGUUUGGUAAUAAAAAUUAUAUAAAAAACCGAAAAAAUUAUUUUUGUUCUAAAUUCUUAAGUGGGUUAAUUAAUUAUAAUAAAGAAUCAUGCUUUUUUAUAAAUAAAAAAUAUUUACCUAACGUAAAUGCCUACUGUAACAAAAAAAGGUUUUUCAGUUCUAAAGAAAAAAAUAAAUUAUUUUAUACUAUAACAUUAAGAACUAAUGAAGGAGAAAAGAAAAUUGAAUGUAAUGAAGAUGAAUAUAUAUUAGAUGCAAGCGAAAGGCAAAAUGUUGAGUUACCAUACAGUUGUAGAGGUGGAAGUUGUUCAACAUGUGCAGCUAAAUUAAUUGAAGGAAAAGUUGAUAAUGAUGAACAAAGUUAUUUAGAUGAAGAACAGUUAAAACAAAAUUACAUUCUUUUGUGUACGUGUUAUCCUAAAUCAGAUUGUGUUAUAGAAACACAUAAAGAAGAUGAGCUGCAUGAUAUAUAA